Molecule: messenger RNA, 1733 nt
Organism: Polyodon spathula (Mississippi paddlefish)
Lineage: Eukaryota; Metazoa; Chordata; Actinopteri; Acipenseriformes; Polyodontidae
Product: peptidase inhibitor 15-like
Exons: 6
Coding region: 267-1052 (261 amino acids)
Cellular component (GO): extracellular region
Source: RefSeq, a predicted model, not a curated record
UCAGGUGAUAUGAAGGUUUGCAGGGACACAAUCAACGAAAACAAGCGCUUCCUACACGGUACCAGCUACAAUAUAUAAACUCAGCAGCAACUUCAGCACUCUCAAAUCGGCUGUCGGGUUUUCUACAAGCCACAUCCCACAGAUAAGACUAGUACAGUACUGCAGAUUCAAGAACCUAGAGGAUUUUGGUACACAUUCUUCCAGGACAGAAGGACGUCUUCUGGGUUGCAGUACAUACUUCUGAAAUUUUACGAGGAGGCUAAAAGAUGAGGGAAGUCAUGAGGCUAUCUGCAGUUAAAGCUAUUGUUAUGUGCCUCGCCUGCGGAGCAAGUGCAUGGAUAGUGACCAAUUCCACCGACACUUUGUCAGCACCAAGCAAUUUCACUGACAUCGGCUCAGCUCUGAAACAUCACUUGGACUCUGCGAAUAUCUCCAAAAAUAGACGGAGACGAUACAUUUCCCAGGACGACAUGGUUGCUAUACUUGAUUACCACAAUAAAGUACGAGGCAACCAAGUCUUCCCACCUGCUUCAAACAUGGAGUACAUGGUGUGGGAUGAGAACCUUGCAAAGUCAGCUGAAGCCUGGGCAGCCACGUGCAUUUGGGAUCAUGGACCUCAAUAUCUCUUGAGAUUCUUGGGCCAGAACCUAUCUGUGAGAACCGGACGCUAUCGAUCCAUUCUUCAGCUUGUGAAGCCCUGGUAUGAUGAAGUCAGUGACUAUGUUUUUCCAUACCCUCGUGAUUGCAAUCCCAGGUGCCCUCUAAAAUGCUAUGGACCAAUGUGUACACAUUAUACCCAGAUGGUUUGGGCCACUUCAAAUCGAAUUGGCUGUGCAGUCAACACUUGUCAGAAUAUGAAUGUUUGGGGAUCAGUAUGGAGAAGAGCUACAUACUUGGUAUGCAAUUAUUCGCCAAAAGGGAAUUGGAUUGGAGAUGCUCCCUACAAAGUAGGCGUUCCUUGCUCAGCAUGUCCACCAAGUUAUGGAGGCUCAUGCAGCAACAACAUGUGCUUCCCAGGCGUCACCUCAAACUACCUGUAUUGGUUUAAAUAAGGCAUCCCAAAUUCAGCUCUCGAUGACAGUAAAAGGCAUUUAUCGUGAGGAUUUGCACAAAAUGUAUUUUCUAUAUAAAUUCCCAUUUCAGCUGCAUUCAUCAUAUAGUUUAACCUUUUUUUUUUUUUUUUUUUUUUAUUGAACCAGCAUAACUAGAUCUUGUACCAGCAAAAUUGAUCAGAGAUUUCCUUUAACCUGAUUUGUCAAUAUGAGGUCCCGAAUCUCUGGUAAAGGACCUUGAAUGUUAUCUUUCAAAGUAUGUUUAAUCACUGUUCCAAAUUAAUCCACCAGAAAAUACGUACAGUAAAUAUAGUAUUCAUUUAUGUAGUUCACCUGUUGCAGUACACACUCUGAAUACUGUCUUUCAAUGAAGACUAAAGUCUGCUUCCUUGCUGUCCUAUAUGUUCAAUCUAUCCAUUUCAAUUUGUGUUUGCAGGCAGUGGUAAUAUACAGUAACCACAUCAGAAAAAGCAACUACGCUCCGAUUUGAAUGACAAAUUGUAGAAAUCAAACAAUUGGAUGCAAACUGAUAACUUUCAGUAAGCUUAUUUAGCAUGUCAUAACAACAACACAGACACGGUGCUCUCUUCUCUACCAAAGCCAGGAGGCUUUGAAUACAUUUCAUCAACACACUGUGAACAAGUUUCUGAACAAACAGCAUGAUCAACAUUAACACAUAUA